Molecule: messenger RNA, 1152 nt
Organism: Protobothrops mucrosquamatus (brown spotted pit viper)
Lineage: Eukaryota; Metazoa; Chordata; Lepidosauria; Squamata; Viperidae
Gene: CHST4
Product: carbohydrate sulfotransferase 4
Exons: 1
Coding region: 1-1152 (383 amino acids)
Biological process (GO): N-acetylglucosamine metabolic process; carbohydrate metabolic process; sulfur compound metabolic process
Cellular component (GO): Golgi membrane
Molecular function (GO): N-acetylglucosamine 6-O-sulfotransferase activity
Source: RefSeq, a predicted model, not a curated record
AUGUUGAAGCUAAACAAGACUGACGUUCUGGUGAUCUUAGUAAUUCAGGGAGCAGUUCUCCUCUGUUUCAUUUUUCAGCUUCAGCACACUCCCCAGGAAAAGUCGACCCAGAAGCAUGUCCUCAUCCUCUCUUCUUGGAGGUCUGGAUCAUCCUUUGUAGGGCAGCUCUUCAGUCAGCAUCCCAGUGUUUUCUACCUGAUGGAACCAGCCUGGCAUGUGUGGGCAGCUAUGUACCAAAACAGCGCCAAGGUCUUGCACAUGGCAGUGCGGGACCUUAUUUGGUCAGUCUUCAAGUGUGACAUGUCCGUCUUUGAUGCCUAUAUGAAUGAGCAUAAGAAUAAGUCUGCACUCUUUCAGUGGGAGACCAGCCGGGCUUUGUGUUCUCCCCCUGCAUGUGACUUUUUCCAGCGCAGUGACAUCAUCUCCAAACACUCCUGCAAGACACUCUGUGGAAAUUAUCCAUUCAGCAAAGUGGAAGAGGCUUGUAAGACAUACAGCCAUGUUGUCUUAAAGGAAGUCCGUUUCCUCAACAUCAAGGUGCUUUAUCCUCUCCUCACUGACCCCUCCCUGGACCUCAGAAUCAUCCACCUGGUCCGUGAUCCCAGGGCUGUUUUCCAUUCCCGUGAGAAUGUACCAAAUGAACUUGCCCGUGACACAAAGAUUGUGGUGAGGCAUAAUAAUAUGAAGGGCAUGAAGUCCUAUGCCGCCAUGAAGGCAAUUUGCAAAAGCCACAUUGACAUAUACAUCGAGAUCAAGCAGUCCCUCAAAGAUCGCUACCUCUUGGUGCGCUACGAGGAUAUUGUUAAGACCCCCCUGGCAAGAGCUGCUCAGCUGUAUCAGUUUGCAGGGCUUCCUUUCCUUCCCAGUCUUCAGUCCUGGGUGCAGCACAUCACACAUGGCCAAGGCCUCGGUACCAAGGUCUUUGAUACUGACGCCAGAGAUGCAAUGAAUGUGUCACAGGCUUGGAGAAAGACUCUUCCUUAUCUCCAAACAGCAAUGUUACAAAAUAUCUGCAAGGAAGCUAUGAAACUUUUGGGUUACCGGCUUGCAAGAUCUGAGGAUGAACAAAAGAACAUGGCAUUUGAUCUCUUGACCAAGUCGAAUAUAAAAACUGCCUGUCCAGCUUCCAGCAGCUCAAAGCAUUACAGCUAG